GCCGGAGGAGCGUACCAUCCGCAGGCGGGGGUGGGUUAGGGUCGCUCCCGGAAGUAGCCCUUGCGCGUCCCGGAACCCGAGCCCCUUCCCCCGGCUCCGCGGGGUUUGGGCGCCUUCCCGAGGCGCCCGCGGUGGCUCUCGGGGGAAACGCGGUGCUCGGCCGAGUGGCGGCGGGUUACUGCCGGCCGCGGUGGGGCGGUCGGCUGCGGCGGGAGGCGCACCUGGCUUCGCGUGCCUGGUCUCAGGGGGCCUAGGUUCACGUGGAGGCUACCCACGGCACCCGCCUCGUAGUCCUCAUCCUGUGCGCCUCCGUGGAAGGGAGAGUGGCGGUAGGACUGUUGCCGCCGGUGACUGCACGAGACCCCACCUCUACCCAGGGAAUCCAUCCGGAGUUGGGGCUCCUGGAGCGUCGCCUCGGGGCACAGUGCUGGCUGUGGGUGGGCCUCCGAUGAAUUCCUGUUCAACAGUCAAGUGAAUCAGGAGUAUUUGCAGAAAACAGGUGUGCUGAUGGGACAAGGCUAACUGGAGAGCAGAACGGGAUCGGCGUGGCCCCAGCCGCAGCCCAACACACAGGACCCCGCUGGCCCUCGAGCAGGGCUGUCGGAAGCGGGCCUCCGGCGCUGGCCCAGGCGGAGUGGAUGGUGCCUUUUGCAGGGCGAGCCGUCAGCCGACCCCCGUGGCAUCCGCGUCCCCGUGUCAGAACCGCUGGAGCCCGGGUCUCCCCCCGACUGACUUCCUCCGAUGGAGUCGCAGGGUGAGAAGCCGGCAGAGGCCGACGGGGUGCGCGUCACACCCCAGCUGCUCAAGUCUCGCUCGGGUGAGUUCGCGCUGGAGUCCAUCCUGCUGCUGAAGCUUCGGGGCCUGGGGCUGGUGGACCUGGGCUGCCUGGGGGAGUGCCUGGGGCUCGAGUGGCUGGACCUGUCGGGCAACGCGCUCACGCAGCUGGGCCCGCUGGCCUCCUUGCGCCAGCUGCUGGUGCUCAACGUGGCCGACAACCGGCUGACGGCGCUCGAGCCGCUGGCCGCCUGCGAGAACCUGCAGAGCCUUAAUGCCGCGGGCAACCUGCUGGCCACCCCCGGCCAGCUGCAGUGUCUGGCUGGCCUGCGGGGCCUCGAGUACCUGCGGCUGCGGGACCCCCUGGCCCGGCUCAGCAACCCGCUGUGCAGCAGCCCCUCGUACUGGGCGGCCGUCCGAGAGCUGCUCCCCGGCCUCAAGGUCAUCGACGGUGAGCGCGUGACGGGCCGGGGCAGCGAGUUCUACCAGCUGUGCCGGGACCUGGAUAGCUCCCUGCGCCCCAGCCCCAGCCCCGGUCCCGGGGCCGCUAAGGCCCAGCCCUGGGUGGAGCCAGGCUACUGGGAGUCUUGGCCCCCCCGGAGCAGCUCCAUCCUGGAGGAGGCCUGCCGCCAAUUCCAGCACGCCCUGCAGGAGUGCCACGACCUGGACCGCCAGGCCCGCGACAGCUUGGCCCAGGCUGAACGGGCGCUCAACCCUGCCGGCACUACCUCGUCCUUCGUGUUUUGAGUGUGUCUGCGGUCUGUGGCAGCUGGGCCCACUGUGGCCUGGCUGCCCGUCUCUGCCUCCCUGUAGCGCCGGCUGUUUCCCCGUGUUCCUAAGAGCAGCCCCCCGCUUCUCCUUCGGGAAGAUUCCACAACCUUCCUGCACACAGUUCAAGGGCGCACCUCCCCCGUGGCCUCUAGCAGGGGUAGGGGCCCUGUUCAAGGGGCACGCCUGGCAUGAGGCCGUCCGGCCACCUCCAGCGUGAGCCUUGGGAGGAGGCCUCUGGAGGAAACGGUCUCCAGCCGCAGCCACCCCUGGCCGGAGGCUCAGUGGGAGAGAGUUGCUUCCUCCUAAAGCUAGACGUGAGAAAGGCAGGGAGGGGGUGCGCGCUGGCCCAGCCGGUCCUGGGAGAGGAAGUGGCAGAGCCCCGAAGGUGGCCUUCGUCCACCUUCCGACAUUGCCUGUCCCGGUGACCCCCUGCUGUAGUGGCUCAUCCUGUGUCACCCUGGAGCCCUCACUGCCUGUUCUCACCCACGCGGAUCCCUAUUAAAUCUCUCUAUUCUAAUAA
This is a messenger RNA of Neogale vison (American mink), 2065 nucleotides long. It is a transcript of the gene LRRC61, whose product is annotated as leucine rich repeat containing 61. Gene Ontology annotation, biological process: outer dynein arm assembly. The record is from RefSeq and is a predicted model, not a curated record. Gene Ontology annotation, cellular component: cytoplasm. Bases 742 to 1521 code for a protein of 259 amino acids. The transcript is spliced from 4 exons. NCBI's taxonomy places the organism in Eukaryota, Metazoa, Chordata, Mammalia, Carnivora, Mustelidae. Gene Ontology annotation, molecular function: protein binding.